Molecule: messenger RNA, 2083 nt
Organism: Bubalus bubalis (water buffalo)
Lineage: Eukaryota; Metazoa; Chordata; Mammalia; Artiodactyla; Bovidae
Gene: SH3BGRL
Product: SH3 domain binding glutamate rich protein like
Exons: 6
Coding region: 231-755 (174 amino acids)
Cellular component (GO): cytoplasm
Source: RefSeq, a predicted model, not a curated record
AAAAAGAAAUGAUGCAAACGAGCCUGUGCCUUCUGGACUUUGGGGCUGGGAUUGCAGCGGUCGAAGCGCAGUGAAAGCAGCCAAGGGCGGGGCUCUGGCAAGUUCCCCUUCCACCUUCCCCCACCCUUCUUUUCCAAACUCUGUACGGCCCUUAGCUUGAUUCCAGACUUUGCUGCAGCUGCUCUCCAGCCGUUUGCAGGAUUCAAAGAACUACAGAAGCUGUUCCCAAGAUGGUGAUCCGUGUGUAUAUUGCAUCUUCCUCUGGCUCCAUGGCGAGCCUAUCCAUCUUUGGCUGCAAAGAAUAUAAUCAUUCUGAUUUCGGUGUUGCCCAACUGGUGAUGUCCAUGUGUAGAUCGUUCAAGGUCAGGAGGGGCCGCUGUGAGGAGAUUCCCCUCGUCCAUGGUAAGGAGCAGCAUCUGCACUUUGCUGGAGCAGCCAUGAAGAGAUACCUCAUGUCCAAGAUUAAGAAAAAACAGCAAGAUGUGCUUGGUUUCUUAGAAGCUAACAAAAUUGGAUUUGAAGAAAAAGAUAUUGCAGCCAAUGAAGAAAAUCGGAAGUGGAUGAGAGAAAAUGUACCUGAAAACAAUCGACCAGCCACAGGAUACCCCCUACCACCUCAGAUUUUCAAUGAAAGCCAGUACCGUGGGGAUUAUGAUGCCUUCUUUGAAGCCAGAGAAAAUAAUGCAGUGUAUGCCUUUUUAGGUUUGACAGCCCCACCUGGUUCAAAGGCAUGUAAAAACCGUGGUGUGGAAUGAGGGAAGGCAAUGAGGAAGCAGAAGCUCAGGCAAAGCAGCAAGCAUGAAUCUUAAAUAUUCUGCCUUAAGCAUCCUAAAAAAGGAGUCUCCAUUGCUUUUUAUAAAAUAUCAAAAUUAUCAUGGCUUCAAAAGAAAUAGGCUUAAUGUUAAAAUAAUUGAUUAGUUUGUACUUUCACAUGCAAACAGUUAAAAUGAGUACAUAAUUAAAAUGUUAACAUUGUGAUGAGGAAAGUAGGAAAUGAACAUGAAAUUUUAAGUAGGUGUCAUGGAAUACUAUUGUUGUCUGCUAAGGCAUUUUAUGUACUUCAGUGAUUUUAAAAAGCAAGUACCUGUUCCCUUUUUCGGUAUUAUUAUUGCAGUUUAAUUAUAUCUGUAUCUCUAAAUUGAAUAAUUUUAAAAGGCGAGUGAGAAUUUGUCUCUUGUUCCCAAAUUGCCUCAUUAAUUUUAGUGAACAAAAGUCUGUACCUUUUUAAUGUGAAAUUAUUGUGACUAAAACGUAGUUGCAGAUAAUGUUUAUGAUAUGUCAUACAUUGUAAUUUCCUGUGGUAUUUAUAACAUUCACAUUCCUUUGUAGUUAAAAGUUUAAAAGAGUUCUAUGUACUGAAUCACAGGUUUUCUAGGCUUCUAAAUGUAGCCUUUCAUUGCAUAUUUCAGUGACCAGAACAGAUGACCUCCCACACACACACAAAAAGAUGUAUUCAGUUGAAAAGUUUCUUGCUUAACCACAAAGUUUCUUGCUUUACUUUCAUGCAAUUAUGUUGCUAAGCUGCUUGCCCUGAAGAAAUAUGCAUAUGUAUGUUAUGGAAGUGGGAUGGCAAAUAAGUUUAAAAUGGCAUCCUUUUCCAAAGAACUCAGACUUUUAAUUAACUUUUAAAAUAGAUUGGAAAUCUUUCCCCUUUUAAAGCAACUUAUGAUCAUGAAUGCCACGAUCUCUUGACAUUUUUGUUUCAGCUUAUUGUAUGAGUGCAUUAAUCUAAGCAGAGAAUCUUUUCUAUGCCUUUAUUCCAGUGAAUACCAUAAGUAUCAGACAAAAGGAUCAAUUUUUUAAAUAUUAAUUUUGAAAAUUUCUUAGAAGACAAGAAACAUUAUGGCCUACAUCAGCCAAAAGACAUGUAUAUUGUGCUUUAGUUCCACACUACUAUUGUACUUUGGUUCCACAUUACUGAAAGCAGACACAUUUUACUUUAAAUUACUUUAUCAUAUCAUUUGAUGUAUGCAAGUCUGUGCUCUUUGCCAAAAUCAACAUAUAAUGAAGACAUGGCUUUGUUUACUGAAAUUUAAACUUGAUGCAAUGUUUUAAAAUAAACUCAGUACUUUCAAAAACAUAA